Anolis carolinensis (green anole) is the source of this 7746-nucleotide messenger RNA. Its product is annotated as KIAA0930 ortholog. Bases 149 to 1438 code for a protein of 429 amino acids. The record is from RefSeq and is a predicted model, not a curated record. The transcript has 10 exons. Lineage: Eukaryota; Metazoa; Chordata; Lepidosauria; Squamata; Anolidae.
CCGGUUGCCUCUUGAAGCCGCCUCUCGCAGCUGUGUUGCAGGAAGUGGCAGAAGGAGGGAGCAGGGGAUUCCUGCAGCAUCGUCGGCAUCCCUCCGGGCUCUGCCUCCGUGGGCCGCCUGAGAUGAGACCAUCCUCGGGGGGGUGGGCAUGGCAUCCUUCCGGACUUUCGCCCAGGCGGGGCCCAGGGACGGUGAAGAGGACGGCAUUGGCGUCGGCGAGCUGGACCGCUCGCUCCAGCAGAUGCUGCGGGCCAUAGCCGAGGAGAGGAGCCGCCUCAGCAUCCGCCACGAGAUCAGCGGCCUUGGAUGUUUCAAAGAUGACCGCAUCGUAUUUUGGACAUGGAUGUUUUCCACCUACUUUAUGGAGAAAUUGGCUUCCCGGCAGGAUGAUAUGCUUUUCUAUGUCCGGAGGAAACUCUCCUAUGUUGGUGAGGAUAAUGGAGAUGGGAAGAAGCAGGUUGAAGUUGAAGUGUACCGCAGGGAUUCUAAGAAGCUGCCUGGUUUGGGAGACCCAGAUAUUGACUGGGAGGAGAGUGUCUGCCUGAAUCUCAUUCUGCAAAAGCUGGAUUACAUAGUGACAUGUGCUGUUUGCACCCGUUCUGAUGGAGGGGAUAUUCACAUUCAUAGGAAGAAAUCCCAGCAAGUCUUUGCCUCUCCAAGUAAACAUCCUAUGGACAGCAAAGGGGAGGAAUCAAAGAUCAGCUAUCCAAACAUAUUUUUUAUGAUUGACAACUUUGAAGAGGUAUUCAGUGACAUGACUGUAGGGGAAGGCGAGAUGGUCUGUGUGGAGCUGGUGGCCAGUGACAAAAGUAACACCUUCCAAGGUGUCAUCUUUCAGGGAUCCAUCCGCUAUGAGGCCUUGAAGAAGGUCUAUGAUAAUAGGGUUAGUGUUGCAGCAAAAAUGGCACAGAGGAUGUCCUUUGGCUUUUAUAAAUACAACAACAUGGAAUUUGUGCGAAUGAAGGGGCCACAGGGAAAAGGGCAUGCAGAAAUGGCAGUGAGCCGUGUGUCAACAGGUGACACUUCUCCCUAUGGUACAGAGGAUGGUUCAAACCCAAAUUCCCCUCUGCAUGAGAGAGUCACCUCUUUCAGCACUCCUCCAACUCCAGAGCGCAACAACCGCCCUUCCUUUUUCUCCCCAUCUCUUAAAAGGAAAGUGCCCCGGAAUAGAAUUGCUGAAAUGAAGAAAUCCCAUUCUGCCAAUGAUAGUGAGGAGUUCUUCAGGGAUGAUGAUGACGAUGAUUUACACAAUGCAAGCAACCUCCGGUCACGGUCUCUGUCUGGAACAGGAAGGUCUCUUGUGGGCUCGUGGCUGAAGCUGAACAGGACAGACGAAAACUUUCUACUCUAUGCACACUUAACUUAUGUCACGUUGCCAAUGCAUCGAAUCUUAACAGAUAUUCUGGAGAUGCGGCAGAAACCAAUUUUGAUGACAUAGCAGAGAACUGGGCACUGCCUUGGAAAAUGUGCAGCCAAGUGCCUAAAAAAAACCCUAACUACAGUGAUCUUCUGUUGCAGCAUCACCAUCUAGUGUUGGAGAUACAAUAUUACACUGAAAAAAGGGAUGUCUAGGAUUACCAGCCAGCCAAUCAAAAGUGCCUCUUCCUUCCUUUGCUAGAAUACUGUGUGCUCCAUUUAAAUUAAAGACACCACCUCUUUAUAGAGAUGACUGGCAGAAGACUUCUGAUAGACACACACACAUCACCACAAAAGUAGGGCCUGUGUUUUGUUUUGUUUUUUUAAAAAAAACAAUGCUUUAUGAACAAUUUGUUACAGUGUUUACUUCAUAACUGGAAACAAACCAACCUGUACAGAAUGUAUUACUCUUUAUAUACUUUGAGAGAAAAGUCCAUAGGAUUUCUUACUGAUGUACCAAUGAACUUUGUUUAAUAGACUGUUGACAUCCCCUCCUUAUUGCAUUAAAAACAACUUUAUGAAUAUGGUUUAAACUUGAUAGGAUAGCAGUAUAGUGUAAGAGCAAAGGGAAGUUACAGAUUUAAACUGAAUGAUCUCAAGCUACAAUGUAGUAGCCCAACUGCAAUGAAGUGGCUUGGCCCCCAGUUCCGUCGGUGGUAUAAUUCUAAAGUUUGCUGCAGAAACUUGAGUCGACAAUUAUAUUUUCUUCAUCUACCAAAGAUUAGUGAAAUACCCAGCUAUAUAUAUCUAAAAGUGUGACUUUGAUGUACAGUACAAGAAAUGUACUUGCUGGGUGUGUGACUGAUUUGGGUCCAGUAUGGAGAGUCAAUUUGUCUCCAGUAGAAUAGGUAUCUCUGAUAAGAAGUGGGAGAACAUUAACAUAAAGACUAUUAUAAAAAAAAAAAACAAGGAAAAAAACCCAACAAAAAGCAAAACAACCCCAGCAGGCCUCAAAUAGUCACAUUAUCCUAACUAUAGAAAACAGGGACCCACUGACAUGGGCUAUUGAAAAGCAUCAUACUUUAAUUUUUUAAAAUAGAUGUGAAUACUUUACAAACUCAACCGGUUCCCGUAGAUCUUUGCUGUAUUUCUUCUGUAAUUUGCUGCACGUUGGUAUACAAGAAGCCUAACUCUUAGGUUCUCCAAAACACUACCAUAAUAAUUGAAACAAAAACAAACAAAAAGCAUUGGAAAGGGAUGCUGGUGGAUAUUUGUUUGUGGCAUGUGGACUGUAGAUCAAGGCUGCUGUAUUUAUAAAAAGACGAUGCAUACAAGUGCAAUUUGGAGUGUAGUGAAGAUAGUAUCGUGAACAUGUCACCUAUUAAGUUCGCUCUUUUAAAACAAUAUUUAUAAGAGUUGAAUUUAAAUCUUGGCUGUAGCUGAUUGGUGCUUGCAGUGUUACAAAUUCCCUUCCCCAUCUUAAGCAAUUUUGCAUUUGUACAUUAAAUAUCCCCCCCUUUUUUUUGCUUUCAUGUAAAGUAAGACAGAGCCUCGGGAUUUUCUUUUCUUCCAGCCAUUUUUCUCACUGAGUUUUCAUUGAAAAAAGGGAACUUCAUUCAAGCUCUAGAAGUUCGUAUGCACUGCUUUCAAAGGGGGUUGAUCAAGAGUGUUUCCUGCUCUAACUCCAGCCAGUUUAUGACACUGUGGCUAAGACGGGCUGUCUCCACAGCUGAAGACAACCUAUUCAGUGAUGGUUUUCCUCUUGAAAUUGCUCUUUGAAUUGUAAAUCUCAUUCUGCCUUCGCGGCACGUCCUGCAAGAACCUUGUUGAACAGAUUUUGUUCACAACUUAAAAUGGGAAAAUAUGUACGUUAUGUAUUUGUGUGUGGGUUCUUCCUAUUUAAAUAAGAGCAACAAAGAGAAGUGGGUUCUGUUUCUAUUCUAGAGCAACUAGAACAAAAUGUUUGAAGAUUAUACUUUGGCAGAAAGAUUGCAUGUAGAGAUCAGGAACAUAAACAAGUGCUCCUCCGAUUCUUUGGAAUUUGCACUCUGUACUGAGAUUACCAGCACGACACACAAUUAAAAUGUCUGUUUCUUUCUUUUGUUGUACUGUUACAAAUGAUGUUGUUAAUGAGUGUUAUGCCAUUUGAUUUCUUUGUGCAUAAAUAACAAUGACUGGAUUGCAUGUCCCACAGCUCUGGCCAGCAUAGCCCAUGGUGAAGAAUGUUAGAAGCUGCAGUUGAACAACUUCUGGUGGGCCAGAUGAUUUGCUCUUCUGCUUUAGACCUUUUUUGUUUCAAGAGCAGCUGCAGUUUCUCUUUAUCCCAAGCUUGAUCGAGGUAGAGAGUGGACUCAUUAACAUUCUCACAUAGAACAAAACUGAGGGUUAGUCAUACUUUGGAACAGACCCAUUAAAAUGAAUGGAUGCUGUUAAUCUCAGCUGACUGAAAUCCUGUCAAAUGUAGGGAGAGAAUGCUGUAUUUAUAUAACAUUGUGUAAUUGACUAGAUUACUAUAGGUGAAACACUGGGUGUUUGAAAUGUCUGUUCUAUUCUUUAUAGCAAAACCUUCCCUUCACGGACAAAAAUAGUGUACGGUACAGAGGGCCAGGCCUUCUUUCUGACAUACUUAUUUUGUAUAUACGGUAGAGUCUUGCUUAUCCAAUAUAAACAGGCCGUCAGAAAGUUAGAUAGGUGCAAAUGUUGGAUAAUAAGGAGGGAUUAAGCAAAAGCCUAUUAAAUGUCAAAUUACGUUGAUUUUACAAACGUAAAAUCCCUAGGAGCCCCGGUAGCAAAGUGUGUUAAAGCACUGAGCUGCUGAACUUGCUGACUGAAAGAUCCCAGGUUCAAACCCCGGGAGCGGCGGGAGCGGCUGCUGUUAGCUCCAGCUUCUGCCAACCUAGCAGUUCGAAAACAUGCCAAUGUGAGUAGAUCAAUAGGUACUGCUCCGGAGGGAAGGUAACGGCGGUCCAUGUAGUCAUGCCGGCCACAUGACCUUGGAGGUGUCUUCGGACAACGCCUGCUCUUCGGCUUAGAAAUGGAGAUGAGCACCAACCCCCAGAGUCAGACAUGACUGGACUUAACAUCAGGGGGAACCUUUACCUUUUUUACCUUUACAAAUUGAGCACCAAAACAUGUUUUACAUCAAGUCUACCACUUGUUUGGGAGUGUGGCUGCACUUGUGUUGUUGUUGGACAUGCUGGCCCACUGUGCAUUGCUGCCUAGAGAAAAACAGCUGUGGAUCCGGGUGGAAGGCAGAUUGCGUUGGAUAAUACAGAAUGCUGGAUAAGGAAGACUCUACUGUACAGGGAAAAUGCACUUUUCUAGACUUAGAGUAAUUGGCAUUCUGGUGGUAUUCAGUUCCCAAUCUGCUGUUUGAAACAACAAAGCCUCAACAUUUCACAUUAUGGAAUACAACUAUGUAUAACAAAAGAUGAGGGGCUGCCGCCAGGAUUUUCUAAACAGUGUCACAUUUUCUCUGGAACAUGUUUCACUUGCUCAUAAUGUGAUACUGCUUUGUUAUACAGUUGCAUGUCCUUAUUUGAGUGGCCAUCAGUAAGUGAAAUUAUAUAUGAGAGAACGAGAUUUGAAUCCAAAAACUACUUUUAUUGAAUCAUGCUACGGGCCAAUGCAAGUAAUAUGAGGAUGAAAUAGUAGGUUUUUCUCUACACUUAAUACUGAACCUAAAGUGAAGUGGUAUGUAUGCGACCCCAAAGAUUAGCCCCACUAUGUUCAGUGGAGCCUGCUCUUAGACUAGUAUGGAUGUAUUUUGGAAGUGCAUUUUUUUUUCAAUGCAGGUGCCAGUGAACACAUUUGAAGGGACUAAUGAAGCACUCUUGACAAAAUGAUUUCAAUACAAUCUUAAUAUGUUUUAUUAGUAAUCCUCAUUAAACUGAUUGUGGACAGAUUCAAUCAGUAUGCUUUUAAAAGGCUGGUAAUCUCGUGUUUUUUGUAAGGAUGGACAUCUGUUUUUUUUAUUGCAAAUUUCAGCCACAUAAAGAAUGAAAACAGGAAGAGAUGUCACAACUAGAGUCAGCAGUUUACAUUUUUCAAAUUUGGUGUAUUAAUCAGUGUCAAACUAGUGUGUUUCUCUUGAUUAUUUGGGUUUGCUCAUUCGUUCUUUCUUUUUUCUACUCAUUACAUUGGAAUGUUUAAACUGGGUCCUUGCAUAUUGGGGACACCCGCAUAAAUUUCAAACAUGCUAAUGGUGUAAAGAAUUAUUGCAUAUGAACGUCUUGUAGAAAAGUAAAGAUUUUCUGAGAUAAGCAUAAGCUAACGUUUGCACUGUUUGCUUGAAUGCCCUGGCUUUCUCAGACUCCUUGUGGAAUUCCUCCAUGAAUGUGUCAGUAAGGGGGGCAGAUGUGGAAUCAGCUGAUGUUCAAAGUCACCCUUUGAGUUCAUAGGGUUUAAUGAGAAAUGCAGCAGGUUUGGCUAAAGUGUCUUUCUGAACUAAAUGGGCACUAUGCAGUUCCUUUAAAUCCUUCUCAAUGCAGAGUUUUCUACGGAAGCCACGGAAGCCUUUCUGUAGGAUCAGUUCAUUUGGUGACUCGAGUGCUAUAGAAACACUCUAGUUUGAGUAGUGCUUUUAUAAUUUUUUUUAAAGUCAAGGGAAUACAUUUUUCUAAAAGACUGCCUUUUCAAACUCGCCUCUUAAUGGUAAACUAUACCAGUCAAUUUGAGAGCAGUACAUUUGACUGCACUAAGUAAGAGCUGGGAUGUUGCCCACACAUCCAGCUAUAUAACUCCAUCUGAGAAAUGUGCAUCCAUGUGGACUGGUGUAUUCAGUGGAUGAGAAUUUUAGGGAAAGGUUUUGGCCUUACUUUGAGUUGUUGCCUCCCAAAGCAGCGUUUUAACUCUUCUAGAAUAUAUUGGUUUAGGAGCCCCGGUGGCGAAGUGUGUUAAAGCACUGAGCUGGAGACCAAAAGGUCCCAGGUUCAAACCCCGGGAGCGGCGUGAGCGCCCGCUGUUAGCUCUAGCUCCUGCCAACCCAGCAGUUCGAAAACAUGCCAAUGUGAGUAGAUCAAUAGGUACCGCUCUGGCGGGAAGGUAAUGGCGCUCCAUGCAGUCAUACCACCCACAUGAUCUUGGAGGUGUCUACGGACAAUGCCAGAUCUUCGGCUUAGAAAUGGAGAUGAGUCAGACAUGACUGGACUUAACGUCAGGGGAAACCUUUACCUUUACCUAGAAUAUAUUGGUUUACGUCCAGGAUAAAGCUAUAGGUGUCACUGUCUACAUCCUGUAUCCCAGCCAGUGAGAACUAAGCUUCCACCUAAGAACAUAGCUGCAGCUACAAAGCAGUUCCUGAUAUUCUCUUUCAAGCAGUGGUUCUCAACCCGUGGGUCCCCAGGUGUUUUGGCCUACAACUCCCAGAAAUCCCUCCCAGUUUACCAGCAGUUAGGAUUUCUGGGAGUUGAAGGCCACAGGUUAAGAACCACUGCUUUAAACCCUAACCCACAGGUUAAGAACCACUGCUUUAAAGCAUGAGAAGUAAAUCUGGUUCUCACAGAUCACUAGGUGAUUUUGAAAAGUGCUAUGGCUGCAGACUUCAUGCAAGACACUUCUUUAAAGCCUUUUCUGCAGUGCAAUAUAAUCCAGAUGAUCAAAUUAAACAAUCACAUUAUCUGCUUUGAACUGGAUUAUUUUAGUCUAUGCUGCCAUAUAAUACAAUUCAAAUAAGAUAAUACGGAUUUUAUAUGGCAGUGUAGAAAGGGCCUAAGAUUGGGUGUGGAAACUUUCAUUCUCAAGAUGUCAAAACUAUUGUUAGCUUUCUGCAGGAAUCUUAUGUAUGCACAUCACUGAUUGGGAUCAUAUGGAUUUCACAAUGUUGGACUACAACUCCCAUCAACCACAGUGAUGAGAGUCAAAGUCUAGCAACCAGAGGGCCAUAGUUACCCCUCUUGUUCAUAAAUGAACAUUUUUAAAGGAACAUUUAAAAAUGAAACUUGAAUUUAUCACCUUUUCACCAAAGCUUCAUUCCCAGGCACUGCACUCUAUGUAUCUGAUGGAAUCAGUUUAAGUCUGUGAAAGCCGAUGUUACCUAUCUCUUUCAGACUCAAAGGUGCUACAACAUCCCUUGGUACAGCUAUGCCUUUGAAUGAAAUGAACAGGGUAACUGUUCAUACAGCUAUAACCUGUUGUUCACUACUGUCCAACAAAGUUAACUGGUGUUUUCUUUCUUUUUUAUGUAUAAAUAUUUAUUGUGAUAUAUGAGAAAAAAACGAAGUCAUGCAAUCUUCAAGAUUCAACAAUAAAAAUACAAGUAUUGUUUCCCCAGUCCCUCCACAUUCACACCCAUGAACCACCACCCAUGAUUUCUGACAUCACCCCAUAUGGAAUUAGUAUCUAACAAAAAUCUGUCCAUGUCAUUACACUAAUAAAUCACCUGUUCAGCUA